UUUCGAGGGGAGUACAAUCGGAACGCUCUCCUGUGGAUGGAGAGUGUGGAAUGUCGAACCAUCGGAUUCCUGGCUAUGCUCUCCUCAGAGGUGAAUUAACAUGCGUGCACACACACACACACACACACACACACACACACACACACACACACACACACACACACACACACACACACACACACACACACACGUGGAUGGUGAGAGAGUCCUAAGAGAUGCAAUGAUUCUUCCAGAACAUCAUGUUCUGUCUCCGUGCCAACUCACAAUGUUUUAAUAUAUUUCCUCUCCCAAUAAAUGUGUUGCAAAUGGCACCCUGUUCCAUAUAGUAUAGUGCACUACUUUAGGGUGCCAUUUAGAGUGCCGUUUGGGACGCAGGGUGCCAUUUGGGACGCAGUCUGAGUAUUUAAGCUGUUUCUUCUCAUCCUGGUGCAUUUUAACACUUCCCCAGAAGUCUGGAGGAUCACUCUGUUCUAGCAGCCUGAGUCCCAGUCUGUGUGUGCCAUCUGGCCAAAUCAUUGUCACUUAUUUGGUCCCAGUCAGUUUCCACAGUUCCAUAGGCUACUGUUGUACGGGGCCUUUGUGCAGGAAUCUUGACGUUGAGGGAGGGAGGGAGGGAGGGAGGGAGGGAGUGGGAGGGAGGGAGUGGGAGGGAGGGAGAGAGGGAGGGAGGGAGGGAGAGAGGGAGGGAGGGAGAGAGGGAGGGAGGGAGGGAGGGAGGGAGGGAGGGAGGGAGGGAGGGAGGGAGGGAGGGAGGGAGGGAGGGAGGGAGGGAGGGAGGGAGGGAGGGAGGGAGGGGGGAGGGAGGGAGGGGGAUGGGGGGAGAGGGAGAGAGGGUAGAGAGAGGGAGGGAGGGAGGGAGGGAGGGAGGAGAGGGAGAGAGGGAGAGAGGGAGAGAGGGAGAGGAGGGAGAGAGGGAGAGAGGGAGAGAGGGAGAGAGAGAGGGAGAGAGGGAGGGAGGGAGGGAGGGAGGGGGGAGGGAGGGAGGGGGAUGGGGGAGAGGGAGAGAGGUAGAGAGGGAGGGAGGGAGGGAGAGGGAGGGAGGGAGGGCGAGAGGGAGAGAGGGAGAGAGAGAGAGAGAGGGAGAGAGAGAGACCCUAAAGCCUCUAUCUGAGCUGUGCGUUUCCAACUCUAAUACUGUUCCAGGUAUCAGUUCUGCUGCUAACCUAUCUGACGCUGGAGAAGUUUCUGGUCAUAGUGUUUCCCUUCAGUCACCUGAGACCUGGAAAACUACAGACUGUGGUAAGUCACACUACAUGCACCUGCUAUAACACUACUUAAACCUGCUAUAACAGGUAAUAACUUACAACCAGACCAACGACAAACUGUGGUGCUUAAACAGUACUUAAACCUGCCAUAACAGGUCAUAAACAUUUCAUUACCACAGGCAACUGACAUAACAUGCCCUCUUUGAAAUCUCAGUAGAUGGAUGCAUUGCACUCUUUUUGUUUAUAAAGCCCUCCUGCAUAAACUUCCGGCGUACCUUACUUCAUUGUUAACUUAUAGACGUAGGAGAUACCAGACCUGGAAUCAGGGAUGAUUACUCUGGAGAUCCCUUCGAUCUCUACUGAGUUAGUUAAAUCAUCUUUUUUUUCUUUCUCCAAGGCUCUCUAAAAGGCACUGCAUCGCAGUGCUAACUGUGCCACUAGAGAUCCUGGUUCGAAUCCAGGCUCUGUCGCAGCCGGCCACGACCGGGGGACACAUGGGCGGCGCACAAUUGGCCCAGCGUCGUCCAGGGUAGGGGAGGGAAUGGCCGGCAGGGAUGUAGCUCAGUUGAUAGAGCAUGGCGUUUGCAAUGCCAGGGUUGUGGGUUUGAUUCCCACUGGGGGCCAGUAUAAAAAAAAAAUAUAUAUAUACAGUGAUCCCUCGCCACUUCGCGGUUCACUUAUCGCGGAUUCGCUAUUUCGCGGAUUUUCAUAAUGCAUUUUUUUUUUUUUUUUUGGUGCAUUGUGCUCUGCAUUCUGAUUCGCUAAAAACUCACUCCCGCUUCUUGUAUCAAAACAUGCUACGAAUUGUGCUAUCAUUUUGUCGUCUCGUGCAGUUAUGUGUACGUACAUAAAACAGCUUGGCAAAUUUACAUUAAGUUGGCCAAAUUAUCUUGUAAUUUCGAACAUCUUCUAAACCCAUAAUGUCGACGAAACGGCCUACACGUGAGUCACUGUAUUUGUAUACAUGUAAUAGUUGCUAAUUGUAAAAAAAAAAAAGUUUUCUAUUUCGCGGAUUUCACUUAUCGCGGGUCAUUUUCGGAACGUAACCCCCGCGAUAAACGAGGGAUUACUGUAUAUAUAUAUGUAUUCACUAAUUGUAAGUCGCUCUGGAUAAGAGCGUCUGCUAAAUGACUAAAAUGUAAAAUGUAAAUGUAAAAUGUGAUGAAUUUGUGCCUGUAGAGCUAUUGAAAAGGCUGAUUGAGGACCUUUUUACUGAACAAAGUGUUUGUUUUCUGUUAUUGUGUUUUGCUUUUAGCGUAUUGACGUGAAUAUUGCUUUGUUAUUGAUGUAUAUGUGGGUUUAUUGGUGUGUAUUAAUGUGUGUAGUGUGUAUUGCUGUGUAUUGAUGUGUACUGUCAUGUAUAUUGUGUAUCGAUGUGUAUUGGUGUAUAUUGAUGUGUAUUGACAUAUGUUAUAUGGAUGUUUAUUGGUGUGUACUGAUGUGUGCUGACGUGUACUGAUGUGUAAUGGUGUGUAUUUAUCUGUAAAGGGUAGAGCUGCCGCUUUCAAGGAGCGGGACUCUAACCCGGAUGCUUAUAAGAAAUCCCGCUAUGCCCUCCGACGAACCAUCAAACAGGCAAAGAGUCAAUACAGGACUAAGAUUGAAUCGUCCUACACCGGCUCUGACACCGGUCGGAUGUGGCAGGGCUUGAAAACUAUUACAGACUACAAAGGGAAGCACAGCCGCGAGCUGCCCAGUGACACAAGCCUACCAGACAAGCUAAAUCACUUCCAUGCUCGCUUCGAGGCAAGCAACACUGAAGCAUGCAUGAGAGCACCAGCUGUUACGGAUGACUAUGUGAUCACACUCUCCGUAGCCGAUGUGAGUAAGACCUUUAAACAGGUCAACAUUCACAAGGCCGCAGGGCCAGACGGAUUACCAGGACGUGUUCUCCGAGCACGCGCUGACCAACUGGCAAGUGUCUUCACUGACAUUUUCAACAUGUCCCUGACUGAGUCUGUAAUACCAACAUGUUUCAAGCAGACCACCAUAGUCCCUGUGCCCAAGAACACUAAGAUAGCCUGCCUAAAUGACUACCGACCCGUAGCACUCACGUCUGUAGCCAUGAAGUGCUUUGAAAGACAGGUCAUGGCUCACAUCAACACCAUUAUCCCAGAAACCCUAGACCCACUACAAUUUGCAUACCACCUCAACAGAUGAUGCAAUCUCUAUUGCACUCCACACUGCCCUUUCCCACCUGGACAAGAGGAACACCUACGUGAGAAUGCUAUUCAUUGACUACAGCUCAGCGUUCAACACCAUAGCGCCCUCAAAGCUCAUCACUAAGCUAAGGAUCCUGGGACUAAACACCUCCCUCUUAAACUUUUAGUUAUUUGCUUACAUUUUUUUUACUUAACACUUUUUUUUAUUUUACUAUUUCUUUAAAAAAACUGCAUUGUUGGUUAAGGGCUUGUAAGUAAGCAUUUCACUGUAAGGUCUACACCUGUUGUAUACGGCGCAUGUGGCAAAUAACAUUUGAUUUGAUUUGAGUAUGUGUAUUGGUGUGUACUGAUGUGUAUUGGUGUGUAUUGAUGUGUAUAUUGAUAUAUAUGUAUGUGUAAUUAUGUAUAUUGAUGUGUAAUGAUGUAAAUUGAUGUGUAUUGAUGUGAAUUGGUGUGUAUGCAGAGCUCAUCUGAGAAAAAGACCAAUGUGUUCUGUUCUUGUUCUUUUUUAUUAUAUUAUAUUCUAUUAUGUUCUAUUCUAGAAUGUUCUAUUAUAUUCUGUUCUAUUAUAUUCUGUUCUAUUCUAUUCUAGUAUGUUCUAUUCUAGUAUGUUCUAUUCUACAGUAUCCGGUGUCCUUUAGUGUUACCAUCUCCUCCCACUAGGUGGUGCUGGUGUCUAUCUGGGUGCUGGGGUUCAUCAUCGCCGUGGUUCCCCUGAUGAAUGAGGACCUGUUUGGGAACUACUAUGGUCGUAACGGGGUCUGCUUCCCCCUACACUCAGACAGACAGGAGAAGCUCACUGCUAAAGGAUACUCUAUCGGCAUAUUCCUGGGUACGGUGUGUGUGUGUGUGUGUGUGUGUGUGUGUGUGUGUGUGUGUGUGUGUGUGUGUGUGUGUGUGUGUGUGUGUGUGUGUGUGUGUGAAAUGUGUACCUGUAGAAAACUUGACUUUAGUAAAAAUAACAUCAUGGCAUAGGCACAGUAGUGCUGUCCUUGCUGGGUUAAGGGAUGCUUGUUGGAUAAAAGGAUGCUUGUUGGGUAAAGGGAUGCUUGUUGGAUAAAGGGACGCUUGUUGGGUAAAGGGAUGCUUGUUGGGUAAAGGGAUGCUUGUUGGGUAAAGGGAUGCUUGUUGGAUAAAGGGAUGCUUGUUGGGUAAAGGGAUGCUUGUUGGGUAAAGGGAUGCUUGUUGGGUAAAGGGAUGCUUGUUGGGUAAAGGGAUGCUUGUUGGAUAAAGGGAUGCUUGUUGGGUAAAGGGAUGCUUGUUGGAUAAAGGGAUGCUUGUUGGGUAAAGGGAUGCUUGUUGGGUAAAGGGAUGCUUGUUGGAUAAAGGGAUGCUUGUUGGGUAAAGGGAUGCUUGUUGGGUAAAGGGAUGCUUGUUGGAUAAAGGGACGCUUGUUGGGUAAAGGGAUGCUUGUUGGGUAAAGGGAUGCUUGUUGGAUAAAGGGAUGCUUGUUGGGUAAAGGGAUGCUUGUUGGUUAAAGGGAUGCUUGUUGGAUUAAGGGAUGCUUGUUGGGUAAAGGGAUGCUUGUUGGUUAAAGGGAUGCUUGUUGGGUAAAGGGAUGCUUGUUGGGUAAAGGGAUGCUUGUUGGAUAAAGGGAUGCUUGUUGGGUAAAGGGAUGCUUGUUGGGUAAAGGGAUGCUUGUUGGGUAAAGGGAUGCUUGUUGGGUGAAUGGAUGCUUGUUGGGUGAAGGGAUGCUUGUUGGAUAAAGGGAUGCUUGUUGGAUAAAGGGAUGCUUGUUGGGUAAAGGGAUGCUUGUUGGGUAAAGGGAUGCUUGUUGGAUAAAGGGACGCUUGUUGGGUAAAGGGAUGCUUGUUGGGUUAAAGGGAUGCUUGUUGGAUAAAGGGAUGCUUGUUGGGUAAAGGGAUGCUUGUUGGUUAAAGGGAUGCUUGUUGGAUUAAGGGAUGCUUGUUGGGUAAAGGGAUGCUUGUUGGUUAAAGGGAUGCUUGUUGGGUAAAGGGAUGCUUGUUGGGUAAAGGGAUGCUUGUUGGAUAAAGGGAUGCUUGUUGGGUAAAGGGAUGCUUGUUGGGUAAAGGGAUGCUUGUUGGGUAAAGGGAUGCUUGUUGGGUGAAUGGAUGCUUGUUGGGUGAAGGGAUGCUUGUUGGAUAAAGGGAUGCUUGUUGGGUAAAGGGAUGCUUGUUGGGUGAAGGGAUGCUUGUUGGGUGAAGGGAUGCUUGUUGGGUGAAGGGAUGCUUGUUGGGUGAAGGGAUGCUUGUUGGGUGAAGGGAUGCUUGUUGGGUGAAGGGAUGCUUGUUGGAUAAAGGGAUGCUUGUUGGGUAAAGGGAUGCUUGUUGGGUAAAGGGAUGCUAGUUGGAUAAAGGGAUGCUUGUUGGGUAAAGGGAUGCUUGUUGGGUAAAGGGAUGCUUGUUGGAUAAAGGGAUGCUUGUUGGGUAAAGGGAUGCUUGUUGGGUAAAGGGAUGCUUGUUGGGUAAAGUGAUGCUUGUUGGAUUCUCUCCAUUAUUUUUUUAAUGAUUCUCUGGAUUCUCUUUGUGUUGCAGAAUAGAGGGGAUUAGAAACACUUCCCUUCUUUCACCGUUAUCUCUUCACCAUUAUCUCUUCACCAUUAUCUCUUCACCGUUAUCUCUUCAUUAUUAUCUCUUCACCGUUAUCUCUUCACCGUUAUCUCUUCACCGUUAUCUCUUCACCGUUAUCUCUUCACCGUUAUCUAUUCACCGUUAUCUCUUCACCGUUAUCUCUUCACCGUUAUCUCUUCACCAUUAUCUCUUCACCAUUAUCUCUUCUGCUUCAUCUCUGUGACAACAAAUAUUCAAAACUGGAGCAUAAACAUAAACAUUGCCUAGCCAGUGUUCUAGUCCUGGUGGUCUGUAUGUACACUGAGUGUGCAAAACAAGGUGUUCCUAAUGUUUGGUAUACUCAGCGUAUUUCUCUCAUGCACAUGAGUAUGCAUCUUUCUCGGGGGGAGAGAUAGAGAGUUCUCUCAGGAGAGCGAGAGCAUAGGUAUACUCAUCUAGCCUCUCAGGAUCUCUCUCUCUCUAUCUUCUAGCUCUCUCUCGAUCGCGCUCUCUCUCUUCUUCUCAUCUCUUCUCUCUCUCUCUCUCUCUCUCUCUCUCUCUCUCUCUCUCUCAAUUUAAACGUCAAUUGCCAAAGCAAGAGAAAUACAGGUAAAGUAUUUGAUCCCCUGCUGAUUUUGUACGUUUGCCCACUGACAAAGAAAUUAUCAGUCUAUAAUUUUAAUGGUAGGUUUAUUUGAACAGUGAGAGACAGAAUAACAGCAAAAAAAAUCCAGAAAAAUGCAUGUCAAAAUGUUAUAAAUUGACUUGAAUUUUAAUGAGGGAAAUAAGUAUUUGACCCCUCUGCAAAACAUGACUUAGUACUUGGUGGCAAAACCCUUGUUGGCAAUCACAGAGGUCAGACGUUUCUUGUAGUUGGCCACCAGGUUUGCACACAUCUCAGGAGGGAUUUUGUCCCACUCCUCUUUGCAGAUCUUCUCCAAGUCAUUAAGGUUUCGAGGCUGACGUUUGGCAACUCAAACCUUCAGCUCCCUCCACAGAUUUUCUAUGGGAUUAAGGUCUGGAGACUGGCUAGGCCACUCCAGGACCUUAAUGUGCUUCUUCUUGAGCCACUCCUUUGUUGCCUUGGCCGUGUGUUUUGGGUCAUUGUCAUGCUGGAAUACCCAUCCACGACCCAUUUUCAAUGCCCUGGCUGAGGGAAGGAGGUUCUCACCCAAGAUUUGACGGUACAAGGCCCCGUCCAUCGUCCCUUUGAUGCAGUGAAGUUGUCCUGUCCCCUUAGCAGAAAAACACCCCUAAAGCAUAAUGAUUCCACCUCCAUUUUUGACGGUGGGGAUGGUGUUCUUGGGGUCAUAGGCAGAAUUCCUCCUCCUCCAAACACAGCGAGUUUAGUUAAUGCCAAAGAGCUCCAUUUUGGUCUCAUCUGACCACAACACUUUCACCCAGUUCUCCUCUGAAUCAUUCAGAUGUUCAUUGGCAAACUUCAGACGGGCCUGUCUAUGUGCUUUCUUGAGCAGGGGGACCUUGCGGGCGCUGCAGGAUUUCAGUCCUUCACGGCGUAGUGUGUUACCAAUUGUUUUCUUGGUGACUAUGGUCCCAGCUGCCUUGAGAUCAUUGACAAGAUCCUCCCGUGUAAUUCUGGGCUGAUUCCUCACCGUUCUCAUGAUCAUUGCAACUCCACGAGGUGAGAUCUUGCAUGGAGCCCCAGGCCAAGGGAGAUUGACAGUUAUUUUGUGUUUCUUCCAUUUGCGAAUAAUUACUAACCCUAACUGUUGUCACCUUCUCACCAAGCUGCUUGGUGAUGGUCUUGUAGCCCAUUCCAGCCUUGUGUAGGUCUACAAUCUUGUCCCUGACAUCCUUGGAGAGCUCUUUGGUCUUGGCCAUGGUGGAGAGUUUGGAAUCUGAUUGAUUGAUUGCUUCUGUGUACAGGUGUCUUUUAUACAGGUAACAAGCUGAGAUUAGGAGCACUCCCUUUAAGAGUGUGCUCCUAAUCUCAGCUCAUUACCUGUAUAAAAGACACCUGGGAGCCAGAAAUCUUUCUGAUUGAGAGGGGGUAAAAUACUUAUUUCCCUCAUUAAAAUGCAAAUCAAUUUAUAACAUUUUUUACAUGCGUUUUUCUGGAUUUUUUUGUUGUUAUUCUGUCUCUCACUGUUCAAAUAAACCCACCAUUAAAAUUAUAGACUGAUAAUUUCUUUGUCAGUGGGCAAACGUACAAAAUCAGCAGGGGAUCAAAUACUUUUUUCCCCUCACUGUAAAUAAUAAACAAAAGUGAAAUAAACAAUAAAUAUUAACAGUAAACAUUACACUCAGAAGUUCCAAAAGAAUAAAGACAUUUCAAAUGUCAUAUUAUGUAUAUAUACAGUGUUGUAACAAUGUGCAAAUAGUUAAAGUACAAAUGGGAAAAUAAAUAAACAUGGGUUGUAUUUACAAUGGUGUUUGUUCUUCACUUGUUGCCCUUUUCUUGUGGCAACAGGUUACAAAUCUUGCAGCUGUGAUGGCACACUGUGGUUAUUCUACCAGUAGAUAAGAGAGUUUAGCAAAAUGUGGAUUGUUUUCGAAUUAUUUGUGGAUCUGUGUAAUCUGAGGGAAAUAUGUGUCUCUAAUAUGGUCAUACAUUUGGCAGGAAGUUAGGAAGUGCAGCUCAGUUUCCACCCAAUUUUGUGGGCAGUGGGCACAUAGCCUGUCUUCUCUUGAGAGCCAGUUCUGCCUCUCUCAAUAGCAAGGCUAUACUCACUGAGUCUGUACAUAGUCAAAGCUUUCCUUAUUUUGGGUCAGUCACAGUGGUCAGGUAUUCUGCCACUGUGUACUCUCUGUUUAGGGCCAAAUAGCAUUCUAGUUCAGUGUUUUUGUCAAUUCUUUCCAAUAUGUCAAGUAAUUAUCUUCUUGUUUUCUCAUGAUUUGGUUGUGUCUAAUUGUGUUGCUGUCCUGGGGCUCUGUGGGGUCUGUUUGUGUUUGUGAACAGAGCCCCAGGACCAGCUUGUUUAGGGGACUCUUCUCCAGGUUCAUCUCUCUGUAGGUGAUGGCUUUGUUAUGGAAGGUUUGGGAAUCACGUCCUUUUAGGUGGUUGUAGAAUUUAACGGCUCUUUUCUGGAUUUUGAUCAUUAGUGGGUAUCGGCGUAAAUAUGCUCUGCAUGCAUUAUUUAGUGUUUUACGUUGUACACUGAGGAUAUUUUUGCAGAAUUCUGCAUGCGGAGUCUCAAUUUGGUGGUUGUCCCAUUUAGUGAAUUAUUGGUUGGUGAGCGGACCCCAGACCUCACAACCAUAUAUUGAUAUAUAUUAAUAUUUGUGUCAUUUAGCAGACACCAUGAAGGGCAAUGGGUUCAGACACCAUGAAGGGCAAUGGGUUCUAUAACUGAUUCAAGUAUGUUUAGUCCUAAUUGGGAUGUUGAAUUUUAUGUUCCUUUUGAAGGCAUAGAAGGCCCUUCUUGCCUUGUCUCUCAGAUCGUUUACAGCUUUGGGGCUUUGACGGGUGUAUUUCUCUCUCUCUCUCUCUCUCUCUCUCUCUCUCUCUCUCUCUCUCUCUCUCUCUCUCUCUCUCUCUCUCUCUCUCUCUCUCUGUCUCUCUCUCUCUCUGUCUCUGUCUCUCUCUCUCUCUGUCUCUGUCUCUGUCUCUGUCUCUCUCUCUCUCUGUCUGUCUCUCUCUCUGUCUCUCUCUCUGUCUCGGCAGGUAGCUUAGUGGUUAAGAGCGUUGUGCCAGUAACCGUAAAGGUCGCUGGUUCUAAUCCCCGAGCCGACUAGGUGAAAAAUCUGUCGAUGUGCCCUUGAGCAAGGCACUUAACCCUAAUUGCUCCUGUAAGUCGCUCUGGAUAAGAGCGUCUGCUAAAUGACAUAAAUGUAAAAUGUCUCUCAAAUUCAAGCUGCUUUAUUGGCAUGAAAAACGUUGUGUCAAUAUUCCCAAAGCAACGAUAUAUAAUAAAUAGAAAAGGCUAAACAUGGAAAAUGAAAGUAUAAUAACUAACUCAUAACUAAUUACCUGUCGUCCAUUACAUCAGUACUACAACUACCAUCAUCAUUACUACUACUACUACCACCACCAUCAUUAAACUGCUAUCAUUACCAUCACCCCUACUACCAUCAUCAUUACUACUACUACUACCACCACCAUCAUUAAACUGCUAUCAUUACCAUCACCCCUACUACCAUCAUCAUUACUACUACUACUACCACCACCAUCAUUAAACUGAUAUCAUUACCAUCACCCCUACUACCAUCAUCAUUACUACUACUACUACCAUCACCAUCAUUAAACUGCUAUCAUUACCAUCACCCCUACUACCAUCAUCAUUACUACUACUACUACCACCACUAUCAUUAAACUGAUAUCAUUACCAUCACCCCUACUACCAUCAUCAUUACUACUACUACUACCACCACUAUCAUUAAACUGAUAUCAUUACCAUCACCCCUACUACCAUCAUCAUUACUACUACUACCACCACCACCAUCAUUAAACUGAUAUCAUUACCAUCACCCCUACUACCAUCAUCAUUACUACUACUACUACCACCACCAUCAUUAAACUGCUAUCAUUACCAUCACCCCUACUACCAUCAUCAUUACUACUACUACUACCACCACCAUAAUUAAACUGCUAUCAUUACCAUCACCCCUACUACCAUCAUCAUUACUACUACUACUACCACCACCAUCAUUAAACUGAUAUCAUUACCAUCACCCCUACUACCCGUACCACUACUAUUUAGAAUAAUAAUCACAACAAUAAUAAUAACAAUAAUAUUACUACUACUACCACUAAUAAUAAUAAUAACAAGAAGAAAAAUACCAAUAAUAAUAAUAAUAAUAAUAAUAAUAAUAAUAAUAAGUAUGUUACUGUUUACUAUGCAGAUGUUAUUAUUCAGUGUCCCUCAGGCUAUGGCAGGCAAAUACAUAUUUGGCUGCAAGAGGAGCCGUUACUCCUUCGCCCAUGAGUAUUUUUAGUUUUUCCUCUGGGUUUAAUAAGUUAACAUUUGGAAUACAUGUAGUAAUUUCUGUGAGUAAUGAAUCUCUUGGUGUCUGUCUGUCUCUCUCUCUCUCUCUGUCUGUCUCUCAGUCUCUCUCUCAGUGACUGUCUCAGUCACUCGCUGUCUCUCUCUGUCUCUCUGUCUGUCUGUCUGUCUGUCUGUCUGUCUGUCUGUCUGUCUGUCUGUCUGUCUGUCUGUCUGUCUGUCUGUCUGUCUGUCUGUCUGUCUGUCUGUCUGUCUGUCUGUCUGUCUGUCUGUCUGUCUGUCUGUCUGUCUGUCUGUCUGUCUGUCUGUCUGUCUGUCUGUCUGUCUGUCUGUCUGUCUGUCUGUCUGUCUGUCUGUCUGUCUGUCUGUCUGUCUGUCUGUCUGUCUGUCUGUCUGUCUGUCUGUCUGUCUCUGAAUGGUGCCAAUAAAGGGUUUCUAAAAAUCUAAAGUCUUUCUCUCUAGGUCUGAACCUGGCAGCGUUCCUGGUGAUCGUGUUCUCCUACUCCUCCAUGUUCUACUCCAUCUAUAAGACUGGUAUCAAUGCUACAGGUAAAGGAAGAAAAUAAGGUACAUUUCUCCGGAGACGUAUCUCUAACAGGCUGUUCUGUUACAGACUUGAGGAGCAGGCUACACAGAGACGUGGCUGUAGCUAACAGGUUCUUCUUCAUCGUCUUCUCCGACGCCCUCUGCUGGAUCCCCAUCUUCCUGGUCAAAAUACUGUCCCUGCUGCAGGUCGAGAUACCAGGUGAUGCACCUGAACACACAAACACAUAUUUCUUUUUUUUUUCCAGGACAUAAAAAUUAAAAAGUAUAUUUUCCCUUUCCUCUAAACCUAAACCUAACCCUAACCUUAACCCUAAACCUAACCCUAACCCAAAAACCCUAAACCUAACCCGUAAGCUUAAAAUAGCAUUUGAACAAAUUCAGCACCUGAAAAAAGUCCAGACUUUUCAAAACAGUUAUUGUUUUCCUACCUUGUCAUUAAGGUGAAAUGUGAGGACAUUGGGGUCCGGAUAAUGUAUGGAAACAAGUACACACACACACACACACACACUACCCCUCCCACACACACACACACACACACACACACACACUACCCCUCCCCACACCACACACACACACACACACACACCACUACCCCCUCCCACACAACACACACGACCCCCCCCCCCCCCACACACACACACACACACACACAGACACACACACACGACCCCGCCCACACACACACACACACACGACCCCCCCCCACACACACACACACACACUAUCCCCCCCCCCCCCCCACACACACACACACACACACACACACACACACACACACACACACACACACACACACACACACACACACACACACACACACACACUACCCCUCCCACACUACCCCUCUAACGCUUUCUCCCUCCCCCUCCAGGUACCAUCUCAUCCUGGGUGGUGAUCUUUAUAUUACCCAUCAACAGCGCCCUGAACCCCAUCCUCUACACUCUGACUACCAGCUUCUUCAGAGAACAGGUAGUGGUUAGCAGGACCAAUGGGGCUCCUGGUCAAAAGUAGUACACUAUAUAGGGAAUAGAAUGCUAUUUGGGACGCACCCUCUCCUAGUUGUUGUUUUUUUUCUUUAAAUUUACCUGCCACCAUUGGUAAAUAAAUACCAAUACCAUGUGUAUGUAUAGUAUUCAGACCCCUUGACUUUUUCCACAUUUUGUUACGUUACAGCCUUAUUCUAAAAUUGAUUUAAAUAUAUUUGUAUCCUCAUCAAUCUACACACAAUACCCCAUAAUAACAAAGUGAAAACAGGUUUUUAGAAAUUAUAGCAAAUGUUAAAAUAAAUAAAUAAAAUAAUAACGUAUUUACAUACGUAUUCAGACCCUUUGCUAUGAGACUCAAAAUUGAGCUCAGUUGCAUCCUGUUUACAUUGAUCAUCCUUGAGAUGUUUCUACAACUUGAUUGGACUCCACCUGUGGUAAAUCCAAUUGAUUGGACAUGAUUUGGAAAGGCACACACCUGUCUGUAUAAGGUCCCACAGUUGACAGUGCAUGUCAGAGCAAAAACCAAGCCAUGAGGUCAAAUUAAGUUUCCGUAGAGCUCCGAGACAGGAUUGUGUCGAGGCACAGAUCUGGGGAAGGGUACCAAAAAAUGUCUGCAGCUUUGAAGGUCCCCAAGAACACAGUGGCCUCCAUCAUUCUUAAAUGGAAGAAGUUUGGAACCACCAAGACUCUUCCUAGAGCUGGCCGCCCGGCCAAACUGAGCAAUCGGUGGAGAAGGGCCUUGGUCAGGGAGGUGACCAAGAACCCGAUGGUCACUCUGACAGAGCUCCAGAGUUCCUAUGUGGAGAUGUGAGAACCUUCCAGAAGGACAACCAUCUCUGCAGCACUCCACUAAUCAGGACUUUAUGGUAGAGUGGCCAGAUGGAAUCCACUCCUCAGUAAAAGGCACGACAGCCGGCUUGGAGUUUGCCAAGAGGCACCUAAAGGACUAUCAGACCAUGAGAAACAAGAUUCUCUGGUCUGAUGAAACCAAGAUUGAACUCUUUGGCCUGAAUGCCAAGCGUCACGUCUGGAGGAAACCUGGCACCAUCCCUAUUGUGAAGCAUUGUGGUGGCAGCAUCAUGCUGUGGGGAUGUUUUUCAGCGGCAGGGACUGGAAGACUAGUCAGGAUCGAGGGAAAGAUGAACGGAAGAAAGUACAGAGAGAUCCUUGAUGAAAACCUGCUCCAGAGCGCUCAGGACCCCAGACUGGGGUGAAGGUUCACCUUCCAACAGGACAACGGUCCUAAGAACACAGCCAAGAUAACGCAGGAGUGGCUUCGGGACAAGUCUCUGAAUGUCCUUGAGUGGUCCAGUGGUUUGCUGAUUUCAACAUUGUGAACAGAGUGCCCCAUGGUGGCGGUGGGGUUAUGGUAUGGGCAGGCAUAAACUAUGAACAACGAACACAAUGGGAUUUUAUUGAUGGCAAUUUGAAUGCACAGAGAUACCAUGAUAAUGCACAGCCCCAUGUCGCAAGGAUCUGUACACAAUUCCUGAAAGCUGAACGUUUCCCAGUUCUUCCAUGAACUGCAUACUCACCAGACAUUUGUCACCCAUUGAGCAUGUUUGGGAUGCUCUGGAUCGACGUGAACGACGGCGUGUUCCAGUUCCCGCCAAUUUCCAGCAACUUCGCACAGCCAUUGAAGAGGAGUGGGACAACAUUCCACAGGCCACAAUCAACAGUCUGAUCAACUCUAUGUGAGGGAGAUGUGUCGCGCUGCUUAAGGCAAAUGGUGGUCACACCAGAUACUGACUGGCUUUCUGAUCCACACCCCUACCUUCUUUUUAUGCAUAUCUGUAUCCCCAGUCAUGUGAAAUCCAUAGAUUAGGGCCUAAUUUAUUUAUUUAAAUUGACUGAUUUCCUUAUAUGAACUGUAACUCAGUAAAAUAUUUUUAACUGUUUUAUGUUGCGUUUAUAUUUUUGUUCAGUGUAUAUUAUUAUAUCAACUAUUAAAAUUAAAACGUAUAGAGAUGCUGCUGUUUAUCUUUUUCAUUCUUCAGGAAUGUUCAGCAUGGCUAUAAAUUAUAGAGAAAUUGACUAAAGCACAAAAAUACCUGGCAACUAGGCAUGACAAAGGAAACAUGAGGUGUCCAUGUUUGAUGUGACAUUUUGAAUGACUUAGAUGUUUUGUUGUUGCUAGGUGGAGUUAUGGUUUUCAUUGCGCCUGCCUAGACUUUUAUUCCUGUAACUACACACGUGAAGCUGCAAGAAAAUCAUAUUUAAAUGUGCAGUACAUCAAACCAUUUUCAAAUGUUGACUCUGAUGUCAUACACUGGACCCUUUAUUUAUAGAAAGACCCAUAUAUACAGUGCAUGUGUAUAUUGAGUUUUGAAUGAUUUUGUAUUUUGUCUUUAUUUACUGUAACCAGGUAAGACAUUGAGAAUGCAUUCUCUUUUAUAAUAACGACCUGACAGUUUAUCUGAAAUGAUUUAUUAAAAAAAAAAAAUGUAUUGAUCCAUUCUGUCAUCUGUUUAACAAUAACAGGUGGAGGUGCUGUUGUGUCGCUGGCAGAGAAGGUCAACCCUGAAGAAGAACAGAAAAAGCCUGACCGCCUCUACUGUAUUCAUAGAGGCCUCACGGAAUACAUACUACCAGCCGCCAGCAUACCUGCCUACUGUACCCCGGAUAUCACAGACUGA
Molecule: messenger RNA, 14949 nt
Organism: Coregonus sp. 'balchen'
Lineage: Eukaryota; Metazoa; Chordata; Actinopteri; Salmoniformes; Salmonidae
Source: the annotation of a GenBank genome assembly